Molecule: messenger RNA, 1137 nt
Organism: Colletotrichum spaethianum
Lineage: Eukaryota; Fungi; Ascomycota; Sordariomycetes; Glomerellales; Glomerellaceae
Product: beta-1,4-mannosyl-glycoprotein 4-beta-N-acetylglucosaminyltransferase
Exons: 1
Coding region: 1-1137 (378 amino acids)
Biological process (GO): protein N-linked glycosylation; N-acetylglucosamine metabolic process
Cellular component (GO): membrane
Molecular function (GO): beta-1,4-mannosylglycoprotein 4-beta-N-acetylglucosaminyltransferase activity
Source: RefSeq, a predicted model, not a curated record
AUGGUUUUGCAGUGGCACGUUGGGUCAUCAGUCCUGCUGAAAGCCGGGCUGGUAAUAUGUGUAUGUCUCAUUCUAUACAUUAGCCAACACCCCGCCCUCGACAGGUUCGACCACCGAAUCUCGGGUCUCGAUUUGUCCAUGAAACUUCCCAAAGCCGGGUUGAACUUUGGCAACAAGAGCGAUCACCAUGGCUUCUACUCCUCGGAGGCUGCUAGCCAAUUCUGCAAACAUCACGGAUACCCCGUCUUCACGCCCCAGACGGAGUCCGGUCAGCGAAAAGUUUACGAUCUUUUCAUGGUGAACACGGAGCUCGACUGGAUGGAGAUUCGUCUCAACGCCACAUACAACUACGUCGAUUACUUCGUCAUCGUCGAGUCCCCCAAGACUUUCACCGGGAAGCCCAAGCCACUCACCAUCAAGGAAAACUGGGAGCGGUUCAAGCCAUACCAUGACAAGCUCAUCUACCACGAGCUCGAGUUUCCGCCAACCUUCAACCCGAGUAGGUCGUGGGACUACGAGGACCUGCAACGGAACGCCAUGUACACCCAAGUCUUCCCCAAGCUCGUCGGCAAGCAAAAAGCGGCAUACGGGGACGUCAUCCUCGUAGCGGACGUUGAUGAGAUUGCACGGCCCGAAACGCUGUUGGUGCUGCGAACAUGCCAAUUUCCCCGCCGCCUCACCCUGCGUAGCCGGUUUUACUACUACAGCUUCCAGUUUCUCCACACGGGACCCGAGUGGGAACACCCACAAGCGACCUUCUACCAGGGCUCGCGCACGCUCCUGCCGGCGAACCUUCGGAUGGGUGACGGCGGGUUCAAGCCACUCUACGAGCUCGAGAAGUCGGACCUCGGGAACGCGUGCUGGCACUGCUCGAGCUGCUUCGCGACGGUCGACGAGUUCCUCACCAAGAUGGCGUCUUUCUCGCACGAGUGGAUGAACGGCGAGAGGUUCCGCGACAGGGACCGGAUCGCCGAGGCCAUCCGGAGUGGAAAGGACCUGUGGGGCCGCGACGUCGACCAGUUCGUGCGGCUGGAGAAUAACACGGACAUGCCAAGCAUCUUGCUCGAGCAACCAGAGAGGUUUGGCUAUAUGGUGAAUCGGGAUGGACCCUCGGCCGGGUUUACCGACUAUCCAUGA